UCUGCACAUUGUUGGUUGUUAAGUUGCCCCAGGGGGUGAUUUAAACCCAGACUCAAACUCUAGCAUUGUUAGAGAUCAGUGUCAAAAUAUUACAAAGAUGUAAAACAACCCUGUUAGGAAAAAGCAGGCUGUUUAAUAUUACAUUUAAGCAUUUGGCAGGCAAUCUUUUAUUUCUUCAUUUUAUCAGUGUUCCCUAUCUAUCACUCAAAAUUACAAAUGUCACUGUUUUUAUUUAAAAUAAAUGUAAGGGUUUAAAUCAACAUAUAAGCAUAUAAAUGUUUCGUUUUGUAGACUUGCAUAGUGUUGAAAGACAAUACAGUCCAAUAAAGCCUGGUGGUCUGUGAGCAUUAUCCGCCACUUGAGACAAUAGCGAUACAUGAUGAUACGCCCAUCGCCUGUCAUUCCUUUCAUUUGGAGCGCGGAACAAAACCCGGGAAACUGGCAUUGUUCGCUAAGCCUCAGCAGCGCAAUUCUCCCUCAUGCGCAUACGUUAUUGUUUGGAAAUAUAAGGCGACUCCUACAUUUUACGCACAACAGAGUAACAGGUUACUUUAAAUUACGCUCAAGCGCAUCAAUACAACCACACUGUGGGAGCGAAACAGAUUGUAUCCGAUAAAGUUAAGCAUGUUGACUUGAUCCACCGUGCGUAAAAGUAGCCCCGUAGUUCCCAGGUGCGCCACGGUAACAUUCAGUGUCACAGACCGCCCCAGCUGUCUCCAACCACGUGGAUCGCUCACAACAACAACAACAACAACAUGUUAAGUCCUGUCCUCUCAGAUGCAACCAUCCCACCCCCACUUAUAAAACUCCGAGCGCCGUCCUCGCCGCGUCUCUCCCUGGCCCCGCACCGCGCUGCUGUGCAGCACCUCUCCAUCGCGUCGCAUCAUUAGACUACCGAAGGAGGGGCCGUUCGGAUGACGGUCCCGCGGAGGGGAGGGUACGAGAGGCGGGACCAAAGUCUUCCCCGCUUCUCGGCGCUGGCGAGUCCGGGACUAGGGCUGGAGAGAUCGCCGGGGAGCAUCGUCACCACUCCUGCACGGAGCCUCGCCUGGCCGAAUACUGCACAGUGCACACGUCGGGAUUGCAAAACAUUCCUGAGAAAUAUACCUGCUAUUUAUGGCAUGUGGCUGGUAACUUUACUCCUGCUGUAUUCUUUUCAAAAAGUGCACAGCGAGGAUGUGGUCUCGACGCGGCUGUACUUUGUGAAUGCUUCCCUGCAGAGAGUGACCUUCUCCAGCUCAGUGGGGGUGUCCCUGCCCUGUCCUGCGGGUGGCGCCCCCCAUGCCGUCCUCCGUUGGUACCUGGCCACCGGCGACGACAUCUACGACGUGCCACACAUCCGCCACGUUCACGCCAACGGCACGCUGCAGCUCUAUCCCUUCUCCCCCUCUGCCUUCAACAGCUUCAUUCAUGAUAACGACUACUUCUGCACUGCUGAGAACCAGGCCGGCAAGAUCCGCAGCCCCAGCAUCCAUGUCAAAGCAGUGUUCAGGGAGCCCUACACGGUUCGCGUGGCGGACCAGAGGUCUAUGCGGGGCAACGUGGCCGUCUUCAAGUGCCUCAUCCCCUCUGCUGUGCAGGAGUACGUCAGUGUGGUGUCCUGGGAGAAGGACACCGUCUCCAUCGUCCCAGGUAACAGGUUCUUCCUGACGUCAUAUGGUGCCCUCUACAUAUCUGACGUUCAGAAAGAGGACGCUCUCUCCACCUACCGCUGCAUCACUAAGCACAAAUACAGCGGAGAAACCAGGCAGAGCAAUGGAGCUCGUCUGUCUGUGCUAGACCCCAAUGAAUCUACGCCCUCUGUGAUGGACAGUUUCCAGUCAGGGGAGGUGCAGGUGGGCCGUAGCAUCGAGCUGCCCUGUAUCGCCUCUGGUUACCCAAACCCCACCAUCCGCUGGUUAAAAGACGGGAGGCCGCUACCCGCUGACUCCCGCUGGACGCGGCGCCUGACCGGGCUUACAAUCAGUGACCUCCGCCUGGAAGACUCGGGAAAUUACAUCUGUGAAGUCACCAACAGCUUUGGCUCCAAAGAGGUCACAGGACACCUUAACGUUAUAGAACCUCUAAGAGUCACGCUAUCUCCCAAGAACCUGAAGACGGGCAUCAGCAGCACAGUGAUUCUGUCCUGUGCCGUGCAGGGCUCGCCCCACUUCACUGUCUCCUGGUUUCGCAACACAGAACCCAUCGUGCCUGACCAGCACUUCUCCAUCCAGGGAAUCCACAAUGAGACACUCUUUAUCACAGCAGCCCAGAAAAGACACUCAGGGGCGUAUCAGUGUUUCGCCACCCGUAAGGGUCAGACCGCCCAAGACUUCUCCAUCAUAUUGUUGGAGGACGGCACCCCACGGAUCGUCUCUUCCUUCAGCGAGCGCGUGGUUGCUCCCGGCGAGCCUUUCUCUCUAAUGUGCGCGGCCAAAGGUGCUCCACCCCCCACCAUUACCUGGACGUUGGAUGACGAGCCGGUAGCGCGGGACUCGGCGCACCGGGCCAGCCAGUACACGCUCUCCGACGGCUCCACUGUCUCGCACGUCAACGUCACCAACCCUCAGAUCCGCGACGGGGGCGUGUACCGCUGCGCCGCACGCAACUCGGCCGGUAGCGCCGAGUACCAAGCGCGCAUAAACGUAAGAGGUUCUCCCAGUAUCCGUGCCAUGCGGAACAUCACAGCCGUGGCCGGUCGCAACACCUUCAUAAACUGCCGUGUGAUCGGCUACCCGUAUUACUCUAUCAAGUGGUAUAAAGACAGUAUGCUGUUGCCAGACAACCAUCGUCAGGUGGUGUACGAAAACGGCACUCUAAAACUGAGCGAUGUGCAGAAGGGCAUGGACGAAGGAGCGUAUCUGUGCAGCGUGCUCAUCCAACCCCAGCUCUCCAUCAGCCAGACCGUCCACGUCACUGUGAAAGUUCCACCGCUCAUCCAACCCUUCGACUUCCCUCCCACCUCCAUCGGCAAGCUGAUGUAUAUAGCGUGUGUGGUGUCGUCCGGAGACAUGCCGAUCCGGAUCACCUGGAGAAAGGACGGGCAGGAGAUUGUGUCAGGAACGUCCGGGGUCACCAUCGAGACCAAGGAAUUUAUGAGCUCCCUCCAGAUCUCCAAAGUCUCACUGAAGCACAAUGGAAACUACACCUGCAUUGCCAGCAAUGACGCGGCCACUGUCAGUUCAGAAAGACAGCUUAUAGUAACAGUUCCUCCCCGUUUCCGGGUUCAACCCAACAACCAGGAUGGGAUCUAUGGCAAAUCGGAGGUCUUGAACUGCUCUGUGGAAGGAUACCCUCCACCCAAAGUUGUUUGGAAACAUGCCAAAGGUAUCGGAAACCCUCAGCAGUACCACCCGGUUCCACUUACGGGUCGCAUUCAGAUCUUGUCCAACGGUUCUCUGCUGAUCCGUCACGUACUGGAAGAGGAUCGAGGGUAUUACCUGUGCCAGGCCAGCAAUGGAGUGGGCUCUGACAUCAGCAAAAGCAUGAUGCUUACCGUAAAAAUUCCAGCCAUGAUCACGUCCCACCCGAACACCACCAUGGCCAUAAAGGGUCAGAACAAGGAGUUAAAUUGCACCGCCCGGGGCGAGUAUCCCAUCAUCAUCCGCUGGGAACGGGGAGACACCGUCAUCGACCCUGACCGCAACCCUCGCUACUCCAUCACCACCAGCCCCAACGAGAAGAGCGAUGAAGUCAUCUCCACGCUGAAGCUGAAGCCGGCUGAGCGUGGGGACUCCGUGUUUUUCUCCUGCCACGCCAUCAACUCAUACGGCGAGGGCCGUGGGCUUAUCCAGUUGACGGUGCAAGAACCCCCUGAUCCCCCGGAGCUGGAGGUCCGAGAGGUUAAAGAUCGCAGCAUGAACCUGAGGUGGACGCAGAGGUUCGACGGCAACAGCAUCAUAACCAGCUACGACAUCGAGUACAAGAACAAAUCUGACCCGUGGGAGCUGAAACACGCCACUCGUAAGAUCUCGCCCACCAACAACCAGGCCAACAUUGUGGAGCUUCACCCGGCGUCUGUGUACAGCAUCCGCAUGUACUCCUACAACAAAAUCGGUCGCAGUCAAGCCAGCAAAGAGCUGACCAUCAGUACAGAAGAAGCCCCUCCUGAUGGACCACCCAUGGAAGUGAUUCUACAGCCAAUGACAUCUCAGAGCAUCCGCGUCACAUGGAAGGCACCUAAGAAAGAGCUUCAGAACGGAGUGAUCCGUGGCUAUCAGAUCGGUUAUAGAGAGAACGGGCCGGGCAGCAAUGGACAGUACAGCAUAGUAGAGAUGAAAGCCACAGGAGACAGUGAAGUUUACACCCUGGAUAACUUAAAAAAGUUUGCUCAAUAUGGUGUGGUCGUCCAGGCAUUCAACCGGGCCGGAACUGGGCCUUCUAGUUCUGAGAUCAAUGCCACUACACUUGAAGAUGUUCCCAGCCAGCCACCCCAAAAUGUGCGGGCCAUCACGGUGACGUCGGACGAGGCGGUGAUCACGUGGUCCGAGCCUCCGCGCAUGACCCUGAACGGGGUUCUAAAGGGCUACCGUGUGGUGUUCUGGUCCCUCUACCCCGAUGGAGGUGGGUGCUGUGGGGGCCAGACACUGGGGCUCAACCAGAAAUGGGGCGAGAUGCAAAACAUCACCACCACUCGUGAGCAGGUGGAGCUGAAGGGUUUGGAGAAGUUCACCAACUACAGUGUUCAGGUUCUGGCCUACACCCAGGCAGGAGAUGGAGUCCGGAGUAACGUCCUGUAUAUACAGACACGAGAAGACCACCCCGGUCCUCCAGCGGGCAUCAAAGCGGUGCCAUCCUCUGCCAGCAGUGUGGUGGUAUCUUGGCUUCCCCCCAUCAAGCCCAAUGGUAUCAUCCGCAAAUACACAAUCUACUGUUCCAGCCCUGGAUCAGGCCAACCGGCACCAAGCGAAUAUGAAGCCAACCCUGAGCUGUUGAUAUACCGAAUCACCCACCUGACCCGGGGUCAGCAGUACCUGAUCUGGGCGGCUGCUGUCACCACUGCCGGACGGGGAAACAUCAGCGAGAAGGUCACAGUGGAGCCUGCUGGCAAAGCUCCCGCUAAAAUCCUAUCAUUUGGUGGAACGGUGACCACUCCAUGGAUGAAGGAAGUCCGGCUGCCGUGCAGCUCGGUGGGAGAACCGACACCCACAAUCAAAUGGACCAAAGACAGUGAGGACACUGCCAUCCCGGUCACUCAGGAUGGUCACCGUAAUAUACUUUCCAACGGUACCCUGGUGCUACGCUCUGUGAAAGCCGAGGAUUCUGGGUAUUACACCUGCACGGCCACAAACACGCUGGGGUUUGAUACAAUCAUCGUAAACCUGCUGGUGCAAGUGCCUCCAGAUCAACCUCGUCUGACAGUGUCCACAACCUCAACGUCUUCAAUUACUCUGGCCUGGAUACCAGGAGACAACGGAGGAAGCUCUAUCAGAGGUUUCGUGCUGCAGUAUUCAGUGGAUAACACUGAGGAAUGGAAAGAUGUUUUUAUUAGCUCCAGCGAAAGAUCCUUUAAGUUGGACAACCUGCGCUGUGGUACAUGGUACAAAGUCAAACUGGCAGCCAAAAACAGCGUGGGAGCCGGCCGCAUCAGCGAGAUCAUUGAAGCAAAGACUCAUGGCCGAGAGCCGCAGUUUAAUAAGGACCAGCCUCUCUUUACUCACAUCAACUCCACACACGCCCGCCUCAACCUGCAGGGCUGGACGAGCGGCGGAUGUCCCAUCACCGCCGUCCUGCUCGACUUUCGGCCCAAAGGCACCUGGGCCUGGCAGAGCGUGCGCACCAACGCUUCAACCGACAUCUUUCUCGCCGAGCUGCGGGAAGCCACCUGGUACGAGCUGAAGAUGAAGGCGUGCAACAGCGCCGGCUGCGGCAACCAGAGCUCCCAGUUUGCCACGCUGGAUUACGAUGGCAGCACUAUACCUCCCAUUAAGUCGGCAAGAGGCGAAGGAGACGAUGUUAAAAAGCUUUUCUCUAUCGGCUGCCCUGUCAUACUGGUCACUCUAGGCAUGGCUUUACUUUUCAUUAUCCGCAAGAAACGCAAAGAAAAGAGACUCAAGAGAUUAAGAGAUGCCAAGAGUUUGGCCGAGAUGCUUAUCAGCAGUAAGAACAAUCGAAGUUUUGACACUCCAGUAAAAGGCCCACCUCAGGGACCCCGCCUGCACAUAGAUAUCCCUCGUGUACAACUGCUCAUCGAGGAUAAAGAGGGAAUCAAACAGAUAGGUGAAGACAAAGCCACCAUUCCUGUGACAGACACCGAGUUCAGCCAAUCAGUGAACCCGCAGAGUUUCUGCACGGGCGUGUCUGUACAUCACCCCGCCCUCAUACAGAACACAGGUCCUUUGAUUGACAUGUCGGACAUCAGACCAGGAACCAAUCCAGUGUCAAGAAAGAGCGUCAAGUCUGCACACAGCACAAGGAACCGAUAUUCCAGCCAAUGGACUCUUACCAAAUGCCAAGCGUCCACACCCGCUCGAACCCUCACCUCGGACUGGCGAACAGUGGGCUCCCAGCAUGGCAUAACGGUUACUGAGAGUGACAGCUACAGCGCCAGCCUUUCACAGGACACAGAUAAGGGGCGUAACAGCAUGGUGUCCACUGAGAGCGCAUCCUCUACGUACGAGGAGCUGGCCCGCGCGUACGAACACGCCAAGCUGGAGGAACACCUGCAGCACGCUAAGUUUGAAAUCACCGAGUGCUUCAUUUCUGACAGCUCCUCUGAUCAGAUGACCACCGGCACCAAUGACAACGCGGACAGCAUGACCUCCAUGAGCACGCCGUCCGAACCGGGCAUCUGCCGCUUUACUGCCUCCCCGCCUAAACCGCAGGACUACGACCGAGGCAAGAACGUGGCAGUGCCCAUUCCACACCGGGCCAACAAAAGUGAGUACUGUAACCUCCCCCUCUACAUGAAGACGGACCCUUUCUUUCGGAAGCAGGCCGAGCUGCAUGACCCCUGCCCUGUUGUUCCACCCCGUGAGGCUUCCAUCCGAAGCCUCGCCGCCCGCGCCUACCACACGCAGGGCCGCCACAUGACAUUAGACCCCUCCAAGCAGCAGGCCCUGACGCUGGGCCACGGCGGCUUGAGCAGCCUGACCAGUUCAGGGGCCUCCGGUACGUCAGGCCCACCCUCAAUCGGGGCCGCUGGAAGCUCCAGCAUCAGCUCAGGCACGGCCACCUUGCCCCAGAGGACUCUAACCAUGCCCAGCACCUCCUCCACCUCCUCGGUCCCGAGCGGGGCCGCGGCUGCCGGAGCGGUGGCUAGCGGGAGCUCGGCGGGUGGCGGCGGCCCGACGCCUGGCAGUUCCAAGGUCGGGGGAUCCAGGGACUCUCUGCUAGAGAGCAGUUCGUCCGGCCUGGGCAGACUGCAAAAGCAGAAUGCUGGGGCGUACUCCAAAUCCUACACGCUGGUGUAGUUCACACACACGUAUACGCAAACAGUGCGUUCUCACGAACGCCUGGAGUCUGUCCGUCGCCGGGCACGGGCGUAACCGAACAUUGCCGGGACUUUUACAGCACAGGGGUCUUUCUCUCUUCCCGUUCUCUUCCUGUCUGACAUCUUUUCUUUGAGGCUUUGUUCACACUGCGUACAAAUCUGAUUUGGCUUACGAAAUCGCCAUUCUGAUAUGUUUGUUCAGAGUGUGCCGUCAACAUCCUUUCUCAAACAACAAUGAAAAGUAGCUUUUAAUGUAUAAAAGAGGUUGUGUCUAUCUUAAACUCACCAGUUGCAUGAGAGAACACCCACAAACUCGAAUCGGUUUGCAAGCAUCAAUUAUUUUGCAGUACAAUAAGUUGGAUACAUCAAACAAAUCAGAUUUUUGCUGCCUGUCUGAACAAAGCCAAAUCGCUUUACUUUUUUAAACUUUCUCCUUCGCUCACCUUCCCGCCUUCUACCUGGAUUAAAUAUGCCAACCGCCCAGGAACCCUUUCCUUUAUUUUGCCUUCUCGUUUCACUUUUUAUAUUUCGUUCUCUUCUUACCCCCUCCCUCUCUCGUUCUACUUCUCUUUCUGUCAACGACACCUUGGACCUUAUGCACGAAAUGCUUUCCAUGUGCACUCGUUCAUCUGAUUUCUUGAAAGGACAGGACAAAAGCAACGGUUAGAGAUAUAUCGUUUCACAUUAACCUGUCUAGAUGUUUUAAUGCUGUCAAAAGUGUCUCUUUAUUUUAUUUACGUCUCUCACACCGCAACGCAUCGCCUCGGAAAGCUUAUGCAUAAAAGAAUCCACCACGGUGUCCGUCUUUCGCCCCUUCCGAUCGGUUUGGAAAAGACAAGCUCGAAGACUACCUGUGUCGAGCCUUUGGGAUUUUUUCAUGCAAUUGAUUACACAGUAUAGAGUGUUAUUGACUAUUUUGUAAACAAACAGGAAAACGUGUGAAAAAAAUGUCUGGAGCCAUUUUCACAGGAUGUAUGGUUACUGUACUUUUUUUGGGUUUGCUUUUCUAUUUUUAAAAUGUUGAACUUUAGCACUACUGAGGGCCAGGUGGAUCCACUGAGCUUGUGUGAUUGUGUGGUGUGUGUGUGUGCACGUGUAUGUAUAUGUGUAGAUAUAUAUGUAUACGUGUGGAUAGCACACCUCGAAAUCAGGCCUGUGCGCUCGGGCUCUCCGCAACGUGUAUCUCUAUGGAGAACACAAGGAAAGUAAUGCCCAUCGCGUUACACAGUCCAGCUAAGAGAAGGGGGUGCAAGACGAAUCUCCUUCCUUAAACUUCCUUAAAUAUGAAAGGCUUGUUUUGCUGUCUGCUCGUUCGUUUGGCUGUUUGUGUUUGAUGCCAUAUAUUUAUCACCCCUCCUCACCCCAAACCCAGACCUCCCCGAAACGUCACCAGUUCUUCUGUCUCACUGUGAACGCCUAACAGCCUCUCCUGGAUGGGCCGAGCGCAGGCAGAAAGGUGGGACAUGUAAGUGAGAUAGGGAGGAAGUAGAGGCAGAUAGAAACAAGGACCCAAGAGAGAGAAAGAAAGAGAGAGAGAGCGAUAUCUGCCGUCGCUGUGUAGCUUUUCCUGCGUUUGCUAAUCGUUUCUCUUUAUUCUUUGCUUUUCUUCCCCACACAAUGACUCUAGCGGUCGUUCCCAUUUAAAAGUCGUAAAGACUGUAGCUUUAGGUAGCGCAGGGGUGAACGAAAAAGGAACCGAGUGAAUGAGGCGGGGAGAGAAUUAGACACUUAGACGAAUCGAACGACCCUCCUUCGUUCGCUCGGUUCCCAAAGCAAAGCCCCAAGACAGAGAAACUUCCAAAAAUCAACAAACUCUCCCAAUGAUUUCAAUGGAAAAAGUACUACAUCAGGGCUCCUGCAAUACAAAAGAAAAGAAAAAAGAAAAUAUAUUGCAAUGUUUGUUGUCAAAAUAUAUACAUAUAUAUUUCUAUCUAAAGAUAUAGUAAAUAUAUACGUGGUGAGAGCAGAGAUUUAAUGCCAUAUCGGAUUGAAAAAGAAAAAUUUUAUUUUAAAAAAAGAUUUGAAGACAAUCGCUCGGUGGGAGGUGCAGCAGUAAGCAAGAGGAGUCGAUCACGAACGGGUAACAAAACUUAAAAAGUUAAAAAUAAUGGUUGGUUUGUUUGACAGGCCGUCAUUGCUCCUGGGAAAACAUAUUAAGCCGGGUCUAGACUACACAAUAACACACGAUUUGGCACAAUCUGUGGUAAUUCGGAAACACCAGUGUUGGUCAGAACGGAGCAAUACAAUAACACAUAAGUGACGACUACCGACGCUGCGUCUGUGACGCUACACGACAUCCAAACAGAAAGACUAGCAUGUCAAAUUUUUCGUUGGUCCUCCUUGACGGAAAUUCGUCUAUACGCAGUUUUCAAACAUGGCGAAACAAAAGAGAGAUGAUGGUAAUGGUGCUGCUACAUUAUGCACGGCAUCUACGGUGACAAUACUUCCGUCUUUAUGAUAUUUGUUUACGCUCUUGUUUCCGGAGCUCCGCCUUCUCAAUGACAUCACACAUGUGGUUGAAGGUAGCUAACGGUAGUGACGGUCGCUUUUGAAGCCCUGCUUCAAACUUUUACGAAUCUUUUGUUUCGAAUCAUGCGUGUUUCAAAGCCAAGUCACGUGAUUUUAGCAAACGAGGCUUCAUUACAACUGUUUCGAAACGUUUCGAAAAUCUGAUGACCACUAGGGGGAGUUGUAAAAAAGUGUCGCCAGUUGUGUGUGUGUUUCGAACGCUUCGAAAAUCUGAAUAAAAUUUUGAAGCAAUUGGUUCAAUUGAUUCACAACUUUAAAAAAGCUUUGUUUCUCCCAUCACUGGUGUUACGUCAGGAAGACAUGUGUCUUUACCAGAAUUUCGAAGUGAAGACAAAACAGACAAAAAUAUUCUGUAGUUUGAACCCAGCAUUACGAGUUUCACCAACAGUGGCGCUGUCGUCCCAAACCAACUUCCUGUCACGGUUGCGAUCAGCCGAGCUGUAUAGCCCAACAUUCCUGUGUGGGGUCAUUCGCUCCGCAGGUGAGAUAUUUAUGGACGUUCACUCUCAACAGUUGCUUAGAAACAAUGGAAAUUUCCCAACGCAACUCCAGCUGAUAAGGAACUGCGGCACUUAGUGUCGUUUAGAUGCCCAUCUCUUGAGUAGUUAAAAUACCCAUAGUGCUUUGUGAGCUUCUGGUCAGACCCUUAAGAUGUGAGAUCGCUCAUGAAAUUGAGCAUCCGGGCUUUCGGCACGAAUGAUAGGUCAGAUAUAUAUAUCAGGGGAAUGACUGAUGCAUACUACAUAUUUAUCGUUGACUUGGUACACACAACCCCUGCAGACUUCGGCACAUAACACAUUUAUUGUUUGUUUUCCAAACAUCCACCUGAACAUAUCCAGCCUGAUCUCACGUGAAUUCCUAAGUAUUUUACAUGGUGGCAAAUUCCUAGGAAUUGAAUCGUAUAAAUGCGUACAAUUGUUAGGUAAACAUUAAUUAAACCCCACCCUUAAAGCAACACUAAAGAGUUUUUGCUCUUUGCUCCCCCUACAGGUUAGAAGCGUAAUUGUUCAUUAGCACUGUCGUAAAUACUGGAGCAUAGCUGGCUCUGAUUGGAUUGUAGGUCUGCCGUAAAGCAAGUUUUUGUAGUUUUCACUCGAACUACAGGACCACUACCCGACGGUUGGAAACUUCUUUAGUGCGGUUUUGGCCAAUAGAGGGCUGCAAAGCGAGUGUGAAAGUGCCAUUCACCCUGUUUAGAGUGGAUGAACCACUGAAACUUUUUUGGAAACGUUAUUUUAAAGGUAUAGCGGAAGAUUUUCUCGAAUUUUAGAAAAGAACCGCCUUCUCCACUUUAAAAAAAAAUGCAAUUGCGCAACACUCUUGAUUGACAACUAGGAGGACCAAUAGUCUCGAUGAUCCACCCGGAAAUAGAAAAUCCUCCGCAAUACCUUUAAGGUAAAAAGAACUCUUUGGUUUUGCUUUAAAGCAGAUCGCACAAAUGAGACUGUACAAAUAUGUGAAAUUUUGCCAUCUUGUAAAAUAGUUAGAAACUCUCAUUAGUUUGUGUUGGCAUAUCUAACGUUGGAAAGAAGACAUAAUAAAUCCUUUAGGAGCCAUGUCGUGUCAGGUUUAAAAAUCGAGUCGAUUGAACGAUAAAAUAUCUUGACUUGGUUUGUGGUAUCUGAAAAACUCAAAAGUUUGACUUACCAGACGUUUUUGUUGGUGGCUUGGCAUUAGGAUUGUGUUACAGUGUACCGUUUGUGUAAGAUAAAUUUGCUAACCCAGAUCUUGAGGCGGAGUUGCGAAGAAUGUGAACUUGUGUUUUAAAAACAGUGAAAGAAGUAUGUGUUCCUCUUAUUGCUGCUCAAAAGCCCACUGACUGGGUGAAAGUUUGAGGUCAGACUUGCCCAGUGCAUUUUGCCAUGAACAUCAUUAGAAUUAGACCAAUAUCUUAUCAGUAUUCACUCCUGUUCAGGUACAACAUUUUGUGAAAUAAUUACACCACCGCCAGAAAUUCCCAGAAAUAUUCCUCAUGUUAUUCAUAUUUAAAAAGACAGUUGAUGACUUAAAAAUAAAUUUAUUAUUAUUUUUGUUGCAUUAUUUAUAUAAAUAUAUAUAAAAAAUGUAUGUAUCCAACUUAGUUUGUUAUGUUUUAUGUUGAAAAAAGUUGCAGUUGUGUUGCGCAACGGGGCUGGCCUGUUUAACCAUUCGAAUCAGGGACCCCCAAGCACCAACCAAUCACAGGAGAAGCUGUGUGGAUAUUGGGCGGAGUCGGGAAUCGAAUUCCAUCCCCACAUGCCUGUUUCCCGCCCAUAUUAUCCAGUUAGCCCCUUUUCCAAUAAAAAAUCCUGCUAUACCCAAGACCUUCCUGUCAGCAUAAUUUCUAAUCUACAAAUAAAGACUCUUGUAUAUAUGAAACUGUUUUGUAUAAAUAAUUACUAUUUUCGACAUCUCCAUUAGCAACCAGGGCACAAUUAUAGGUCUGGUUAAAGGUAUAAAUGUAAGGGGAAUAAAAAGAAGAAAAAAAAUACGUUACACCUUGAUUUUUGAAUGGGGCACAUGAACACAGACCUGAAGCUGUCUCGUGUUGUUAGAUUUGAUUUUUUUCCCUUUUUAUAAUUUGUCCUGUUUUUAUUCAUUUAUGUUGUUGGUUUUUUGGUUUGUUUUUACUUUUUGUUUCCUUUCUACCUUUUGGUUAACUUGAAGAAAAAUGGCAUUGCAUGCUCUGAAUAUUUUGCUGGUUAUUAAAAGAAAACGAAAAAGGAGACAAAUGACUAAAGGGGAAAAAAAGUUUAAAAAUUGUGGAGGGGAUUCCUAAACUUUUAUGGAAAAGUUGCUUCAAUUUGCAAUUGCUUGUGUUUAAAUAUACAGUUUUUUUCUAUGAAAACUACGAAAAACAGAAAAAGAGUACUCCAACACCUUGUGCAAUAAAGCUAUCUUUCUAUGAA
This is a messenger RNA of Paramisgurnus dabryanus, 12828 nucleotides long. RefSeq names its product Down syndrome cell adhesion molecule like 1 (gene dscaml1). Gene Ontology annotation, molecular function: cell-cell adhesion mediator activity. The record is from RefSeq and is a predicted model, not a curated record. Gene Ontology annotation, biological process: axon guidance; brain development; dendrite self-avoidance. Gene Ontology annotation, cellular component: plasma membrane; axon. NCBI's taxonomy places the organism in Eukaryota, Metazoa, Chordata, Actinopteri, Cypriniformes, Cobitidae.